AUGGCGGGCUCUAAAUUGCUUCAAACUUCGCUCCAUCUCUACGCCUACCUGCUGCGCAAGGUACGCCUUCUGCCGGCGGAGGUUCAGCCCUACUACCGCAACUACAUUAGGCAGAAUUUUCGACAACACGCAGACGAGGAUGAUCCGGAAAAUAUAAGAAUCAUGACCUCUACUGCGAUUUCGGAUAUGGAUUGGCUGCUGGCAAAGGUAACUACCUUCUUCCUACAUGGUUAA
Messenger RNA from Echinococcus granulosus, 234 nucleotides. RefSeq lists its product as hypothetical. The record is from RefSeq and is a predicted model, not a curated record. Bases 1 to 234 code for a protein of 77 amino acids. Lineage: Eukaryota; Metazoa; Platyhelminthes; Cestoda; Cyclophyllidea; Taeniidae. The transcript is spliced from 2 exons.